Messenger RNA from Chenopodium quinoa (quinoa), 4883 nucleotides. Its product is annotated as putative disease resistance protein RGA3. The transcript has 2 exons. The record is from RefSeq and is a predicted model, not a curated record. Lineage: Eukaryota; Viridiplantae; Streptophyta; Magnoliopsida; Caryophyllales; Amaranthaceae. Gene Ontology annotation, biological process: defense response to other organism. Gene Ontology annotation, molecular function: protein binding; ADP binding. Bases 140 to 3748 code for a protein of 1202 amino acids.
AUGAGCCGACAGAGUAUGACCUGUCAAAGAAAGUAAAACAACAGUUCUAAAAAUUAAUUCAGAGAUAAUUCUGUUACCUCUAAGAUACAGAUCUUAGAAACUGAGCUACUAAAAUUAAACCCUCUAAAAUUUGUAAAGAAUGAAAAAUUUGGCAGCUGAUGAAGUUGUAUGGAAUAACCUUUCAAGAAUCUUGGAGGUUGAAUUGGUGAUCAAUGCAAUGAAGCCUCUCGAGGAGUUGAAGAAAUCAGUGAAAGCGGCUAAAAUUACUAUGGCAGCAGUGCAAGAGAGUGACGACACCAAUUCCAAUAUGCUCAAGAAUCUUGGGGAUUUACUCUAUCAAGCUGAUGAUCUUCUUGAUGAAAUCCUUACUUUCAAGCAAAAUACUGGUAGCGGAUUCUCUAGAAAGGCUGGCCUUUUAUUCUCAUGUCAUAACCCGCUUUUUUACCCUAAUAGAUUGGGUGAGCAAGUUAAGAGAAUAAGCCAAAAGAUAGGAGAGCUUACGAAGCAGUUGCACUAUGAGCCCGAGCCUGAGCCUGGGCUUCAGGGGCAAUCGACAUCAGAGCCUGAACAUCAGCCUCAAACGGCUCAGAAUGAAACAGAGCAUACUCAGGAGUUCAAGCUUGCUGAAAACAAAGUCAUUGGUAGGGAAUCUGAUAAAGAAAAGAUCAUAAAGAUGCUGCUGCGACCUAAGACAGAAUUUACAAAUGAUGUUUCUGUCAUCCCCAUACAUGGAGCACCAGGAGUAGGAAAGUCAACUUUGGCCAAGUAUGUGUAUGAUGAUAAAAAGGUCAGCAGUCAUUUUGACUUAAAAAUCUGGAUUCGAGUGUCAGGGCUCACUGACGAAGCAGAAAUUGUACGAGAAAUUGUUAAGUCUUGUACAAAUUGGUCUAAUGAUAACAGAAGCUCCAAACUCACCAACAUUCCCCAUUCCCGAUUUUAUGAUCUUUUAGGUUGUCAGAAUGAUGAUAGAUCAGCAAUUCCUCCAAACGAUAGUAAUAGCAAUAAUGAAAAAGACAUCUCUAAGCGCCGACUUCAAAAAGAGAUUGAGGGGAAACUCUAUUUACUCAUCCUAGAUGAUGUGGAAGUCUCCAUCAAAAAAUGGGAUGAUUUGAAAAAAUUGUUAGCUGGAGGUGCAAGAGGAAGUCAUAUUUUGGCGACUACAAGGUUUAAAGAAAUUGCAAAAUUAUCAAAAUCUGAAGGAGUUGAGUAUUACGAGCUAGAAGGUCUGCAAAAGAAAGAUUGUUGGUCUUUGCUCAAAACAUUUGCAUUUGGCAAUACAGACAGUCCAGGGAAAUCAAAUGCAUUCAAUCAUAUAGGGGAACAAAUUGCUCAUGACAAAUGCAAAGGUGUUCCGCUUACAAUAAAGGUUGCAGCAAGUCUUCUUGGGAAAACUAUAGAAGAUUGGGUGUCUUUCAAUGACCAAAUACCUAAUAAUCUGAAAGAGAAGAAAGACAUCAUGAACCAUAUCUUAGAAAAGAGCUACACUGCCCUUCCAGCGCACCUGAAGGCUUGCUUUGACUAUUGCUCCUUGUUUCCUGAUGAUUUUAAUUUCAACAAGCACGAUCUGAUUAGUCUCUGGACAGCACAAGGAUACGUUAUUCACCAACAGGUGAACCCGGGCUUGGAAGAUGUUGCAGAGAAGUACUUUCUCGAAUUGUCUCGGCGCUGCUUCUUUGAGGAUGUGAGCACUAAUGAUUUGGGGCACAUUUUGACCUGUAAGAUGCAUCGCAUUAUGCGUGACUUGGCCCAUCAACACACAGCUGGGGUUUUAGAUACAUAUGUGAAAGAUUCAAGAGCCAAGCAAGUUCCAGAUUCAGCAUGCAAACAUGAUUCUUUUACCCCCGUUGGAGAUUCUCCAACAAAAAUUGCACCAUCCCUAGUUCAGGCUCGAAAUUUACGGACACUCAUUUCGGUCAAGGAAACAGAUUGUGACACAAAGAUGGGUCCAUUGGUGUGUGACAGAUUGAUCUCCAGGUUAAAAUGCCUCAGGGUGCUGGACUUCCAUGAUCUUGGGAUAGAGGAAUUGCCAGUAUCCAUUGGCAAGCUCAUCCAUUUGAGAUACCUAGAUCUCUCCAAGAAUGGACUAAUUACUCUUCCAAAGUCGAUUACAGAACUGUACAACUUGCAAACACUGAAGCUUAACUCAUGCUUGAGGCUGAAAAGAUUAUCUAGAAACUUUGGAAAGCUAGUCAAUCUUCGACGUUUUGAGAUUGAUGAGUGUGAUAGCCUGGCUAGCAUGCCCACCGGUUUAGAGAAACUAACUCAGCUUCAGACACUGAGUCGGUUUGUAGUCAGCAAGGACUGUUCCACAGAACUAGAAGUUCUGAAUAAACUGGUGAAUUUGAAAGGACGGCUGGAAAUCGAGCUGUCUGGAGAUUGGGAAACCAACAUACCCGAAUCUCAGAAGACAAAAUGGCAAAUAAAAAACCACCUUGAGGAAUUGAAGAUAAGCUGGGCAAAAACAGCUUCAAAAAAUACAUCUUAUCUGCAGCUACUAGAGCAGCUCCAACCAACUUCGAAACUGAGAAUCCUUCGCAUAGAAGGAUAUAAAGGGGGGCACUUUCCAGAUUGGUUAAAGAAAAGCAUGUUGUCUUGUCUCUCCGAUUUAGAGGUUAUCAGCAUUGAGGGAUGUGACCAAUGCAAGCAUCUUCCACCAUUUGGUAAGCUUCAAUCUCUUAGAAAACUCACCCUUAGACACAUGGCUAAUGUAGAAUAUGUGGAAGGACCACAAGAAGAUGGCAGCAAAUCAUUUUUCCCACGUCUUGAAGAACUUACCCUCCACAACUUCUACAACCUGGAACAAUGGCGGAAAGAUGAGCUGAUGGUACCAGGGAAAGAUCAAACUCGAUCCUUCACUAGACUUAAGAAAUUAAAGAUGUGGAACUGCCCAAAAAUGAUAUCUAUGCCUUUGUUCGAGAAAGUUGUAGACCUUGAGCUCCGCAAUAUCAAUCAGAUGUUGUUACAAGAACUUGCCAAGGCAUCCACAAAAAAAUCUAUAAUCAACAACCUGCAGAUUAAGGAAUGCCACAACCUGGAAAGCUUCAGUGUGGUCAGAAAGGGGCUAGGAGGCCUUCCUGUCCUAAAUGAGCUUGUGGUUGAGAGGUGCAAUGCACUACAUUUGUUGGCGUCAGAGCUGAAAUACCUCACCUCAUUAAACAGGUUGGAGAUUUCCAGCUGCAAAAAUCUCAAUUUUUCUAACAAUGAUAUUACUAAAUCAAGCGACAGUAACACCAUAAUAUGGAUAUCAAGCAAAAUAGUUCAUCUUGAUGAACUCUCAAGAAAUCCAUGGAAAUCGUUGAAAUGUCUUCACCAUUUGAACCUCCGAGAAAUCCCAAAGAUGGAGACCCUUCCGGAGGGGCUGAAACAUGUAACAAGUCUCAGAUCCCUGUGGAUAUCAGCUUGCCCUGCUUUGAAAGCACUGCCAGAGUGGAUUGGUAGCCUGACUGCACUCCAGCACCUUCGAAUUGAGAACUGCAAAAGUCUUAAAACACUUCCAGAUGGGAUCAAGGAUGUACAAUCCCUGAUAAAAGUCGAGAUUAGCGAAUGCCCAGAACUAAUGAAACGCUGCAAAGAGCACACAGGGGAAGACUGGCACAAGAUCAAACAUGCUCAGGUUUUGCUCCGUAAAUCAUGGCGUUAUGGACUCAUGUCAGAGCAAGGAGCCCAACAGAACAGAUCUAAUGUCCGGGCAAUUACUGAUGUUAAGUACUUCAUUGUCCCCGUCAUAGCUGCAGAAGCCGUGGUCUGACACAUCUUUACACAACUACACAAGGAAUGCAGAGUCUGCACAAUGUUAUAUGUUGGUGCAUCAAAAGAAAAGUACACAAAAGGAUUAGAAGAAGCAACUAAUGUCUAAGACAUGAAGCCUUAACUAUUAACAACAGCAACCUUUAGUUAUUACAACACCAUUGUCAAUGCUUCAGUUCGAGUUGCUGAAAGUCAAUAUUGCCACAGCAUGAUUAUUCUGUAAUGACUUUUUUUUUCCUGAAACUUACUUGUUUUAGACCUUAAUCUUUUUCAAUUGCAAAGAUCAUCAAAUUAAACUUCUUUCUUUUUUCCCCCUUUUAAUUGUUUUGGCAAUUGUUAUAAAAAGAAGUUGCAUUAUUUCUCUAAGUUUUUUUUUUUUCUUAUCAUGUUGUAGUUUUAUUAAACAAGAGUCUGCGUGGUGAUUCAGUGAGGAUAUAUAGCAAUAACUGUGACUAAAUAACAGAUAAUAUAAGCAUUUUCAGCAUUUUAGAAAAUCAUUUUUGGUAAUUUCGCAACUUGGUGAGUAUAAGGUCUUUCUCUUUAGGUAAUCAGGUCACACAUUGUUUUUAUACUUUAUUUAGUGUUUCUAGUUUAAAAAUAAAAAAUAAAAAAAAAACAAAAAACAGAAUAAUUUCUUUUCUUCUCAAGCCAUGAUCUGAAAUUUCAUAGCAUAUUGGCUAUGUAAAAAGACUUAUCAGUGAACUUAAAAUAGAAAAUUACCAAAGCUUGAGGCUUCUUGGGUUAUGCCAACUUUUUGGUUUCAGAAGUUGCUAAUCUUAUGAUCUUUAAUAAUUUUGCCAAAGCCAUGAUCUGACAUUUCAUAGCAUAUCUUACCCUUUUACUUGUGUUGUAUGGCCUUGUUUGUGUCACAUGAAGAGAAUUACAUAUCCCCUUGAAUUGAGCUCUCUCUCGUUAGUUUACUUAUCUUUUUAUCCUUUAUCUUAGGGUGAAGCUAUACUGAGUACAUAAUACUCUGUAAUCAAUGAAUAGUACUCAACCAUCAUUUUUUUCCCCAAACUAGUAGCCUUGUUUAGUGUAGUUGAUAUGAUACUUAAGGUACAGCAUAUUACAUUAGUAAUUAUUAUAUUGCAUCAUAUUAGAUCCAAUAAGCAUAUACCAUUAGGCAUUAGCCUAUU